This is a messenger RNA of Sphaerulina musiva SO2202, 980 nucleotides long. RefSeq lists its product as uncharacterized. Bases 430 to 855 code for a protein of 141 amino acids. The record is from RefSeq and is a predicted model, not a curated record. NCBI's taxonomy places the organism in Eukaryota, Fungi, Ascomycota, Dothideomycetes, Mycosphaerellales, Mycosphaerellaceae. The transcript is spliced from 2 exons.
AUACGGACAUGUGGAGUCCACGAUCGCGAGACUUGUCACCUGGAGCACCUGCUGACGAUGCAACGUUGCUUGCUGUGUCUCGCCUCAAGGUUGCAUAUGCUUCACACCCGGAAUAUUGUACUCCGCAUCAAAUGGCAUUCGAGCGUCACCUAAGAUCGCAAUACGAAGACUGAAGAGACACCACUAUACCAUUGCCUGUGUGGUGUCGGCCCGACAACAUUGUACCGCCUUACGGUCAGGGCGCCCAUGAGAGACCCAUGGAGGUCGGUGCUAUGGAAUAGAUAUAUAAGAGCAGAUUGAUCCCCUCGAGAUAGGCAUCAUCACAUCGACAACUGCCAACUGCCCAACAAACAAGACUCCAGUCAAUCAACAUCUCUCCCAACGAAGAAGAACUUCUACUACGUUUAAAACCACCAACUCAUUCCGAAGAUGCAAUACUCAACGAUCCUCGCCAUCCUGGCUACAGCCACCAGCUCUCUCGCAGCGCCUCUCGCUUCGGCCCAACCAACUUGGACUAUCCAAGAUUUCCAGCGCACAUGCGCCACAGAUGGCACUUCAUGCAACUACAGCUACGCCAUCAACACCAACGACGGAUCCGCGGCGACGAAGUGCACAUACACCGUCACCGGCACCAGCGCGGACCCAGCAGCACGCAAGGCUUACCAGGACGUCUCCUGCGGCAACUACAGAAUCGGCAGCACCUGGUCGGGACAAUUUGGAGCGGAUCACGGAUUCCAGACUCUGAGCGUUGUCAAUGGCGCCAAGAUCGUAUAUCCUGCAUACACUGAUGCUCAGUUGGCCAGUGGAGGAGUCGUCAAGCCGGACCAGAGCUACGAGGCCCAGCCUUGGCCUUAGACGACUGUUGUGGGAAGAGGAAAUCAAGAAUGCAGGAGUUUGCGAAUGGGUUUUCGCAUGAUAGUAUGAUGGAUGGAUAAACGAUAUAAUGUAGUUCAGUCCUUAAUGAUAUAACGUGAUGUCCA